Messenger RNA from Pipistrellus nathusii (Nathusius's pipistrelle), 300 nucleotides. The record is from the annotation of a GenBank genome assembly. Lineage: Eukaryota; Metazoa; Chordata; Mammalia; Chiroptera; Vespertilionidae.
AUGCAAAAACCCUGCAAAGAAAAUGAAGGGAAAGCCAAGAGCCCUGUGCCAAAGAGAGAAGAAUGCCCCGAUGGAGAAUUUGAACGCCAGCAAACUGAAGGGAAUUUUAGACAAAGACUGCUUCAAUUUCUCGAGGAACUUAAAGAGGACAUAGAUUAUAGGCAUUUUAAUAAUGAAGAAAUGACAAGAGAGGGAGAAGAAGUGGAAAGGUGUUUGGAAGAGAUAAGGAGUCUGAGAAAGGAGUUUAGGGCUCUGCAUUCUAACCAUCGGCAUUCUCGAGACAAUCCUUAUCACAUUUGA